Messenger RNA from Astyanax mexicanus (Mexican tetra), 1394 nucleotides. RefSeq names its product odorant receptor 131-2-like. Lineage: Eukaryota; Metazoa; Chordata; Actinopteri; Characiformes; Acestrorhamphidae. The transcript has a single exon. Gene Ontology annotation, molecular function: G protein-coupled receptor activity. Gene Ontology annotation, cellular component: membrane. The record is from RefSeq and is a predicted model, not a curated record. The coding region runs from base 376 to 1329 and encodes 317 amino acids. Gene Ontology annotation, biological process: G protein-coupled receptor signaling pathway.
UGAAAAUGAAAAAAGUGUAAAGAAUCCAUGGUUGAGUGGAUGAAGUUUUAUUUAACUAUUAUUUAUGUAAGCAAGCAAUAUUAAUGUCAAACAAAUUCAAUGUUUACUUGUAAAAGCAGUAUUUAUCUAUAAUUUACCAUGACUGUAAUACUAAAAUACCCUAUAGAGGCAGUGCAUUUGUUGCUAUGCUAAAGCUUAUGACAGGCUCCACCUCAUUCAAAGACCCUAAAAACAGUAUGAAUAUAUAAAUACAGUGAAUUGCUGUAUAUUGAUGGUGUUGAUUUAUGCUGUGUCUGCUGUGUUUUUAUUUCUGUUGACAAUUUAUGUUCUUUAGUGUUUAGCCUGUAAGUUUGUCUGUAUGAUUUUAUUAUAGAAAUGGAUAACUUUCAAGUUAAUAUUAGUUCAAAAACUGUAUCAACAGAUGCUCCUAUCUUUGUGAAGUUGAUGGUAAUGCAGGCACUGGUGGGGAUUUUUCUUUAUGUCAACUCUCUGAUGAUAUUUACCUUUCUGAAAAAGGAGGUGUUCAGAGAGGACACUCGCUAUAUAUUAUUUGCACAGACGCUAUUUGUUGACUCUGCUAUCAUGGUUUUAACUGAUGUGAUGUUAAUUCUAAGCAUUUAUCAGUCUCGAAUUCAAAUGAUUUCUUGUAUAUUUCUGUGUAUAGUUGUGACAACUCUGCGAACUUGCACUCCUUUGACUCUUGUGGCGAUGUGUUUGGAGCGCUAUGUUGCUAUAUGCAUGCCUUUAAGACAUGCAAGCAUCUCUACCAGCAGCAGGAUCAGAUUCUUUGGGUUUUUUAUCAUCUGGAGUAUCAGUUCCAUCACCUCUGUGUUCACUUUUUUAGCUUACAUCUCUGUGGUCCGUCCUGGUGCUUUGUUUUCAUAUGUUGUUUGUUCUAUAGAGGUGAUGUUAGAGAAAGAGUGGCAGGCUCAAGCACGUGCUAUCAUUCUGCUGAUCUUUUUUCUGAUGAUGAUUGUCAUUAUUCUCUUUACCUACAUCAAGAUGAUGAUCGCAGCCGGAGCUGCCUCCUCUGAGAAAAAGAAAUCAACCAGCAAGGGUCUCAGAACUGUGCUCCUUCAUGCCGUUCAGAUGAUUUUGUGCAUGGUUCAGUAUUUAUCUCUUUAUUUGGAAAUGCUAUUCUGGUCAUUUGAUGCGAAGGUGCUUAAUAAUAUAAGAUACUCUAAUUUUAUCAUUUUCACUAUUGUGCCACGAUGUCUCAGUCCACUGAUUUAUGGUCUUAGGGAUGAAAAGUUUUUUGCUGUCUUAAGACAUUAUGCUGUGUGUGGGUUGUUGGGAUUUUCACAACUUCAGUCAGUGAACAGAAAAUAAGUCCAUGCAGUAACAUCUUUCAUUAACAGCUUUGUGUCACAGUGUAUUUAAUGUGCUUUUUCAUU